UCGCCGGAUGAUGAGUUUGCAAAAGUGUGUGAGGUGAUAAGAUGCUGAUAAAGAUUUUGUUUUCCCACUGCACCGGCGGGGAAUAACUACCAGCGAGGGUCAGUAUAGCCACGCAAUGGAUGUCGAUAGCCAACCGAUUGAAAAGCUCGUAGAGAGACACGAUCGUGAACAUGGAGUCCAGGAGGUACGAAUACCGGUGCCUUUCGGUGAGAUCGCCGGUAAAUGGUGGGGUCCAAGGAACGUACGACCGAUCGUAUGCCUGCACGGUUGGCAAGAUAACGCGGGAACGUUCGAUACGUUGAUACCGCUGCUACCGAAACACAUCAGCUUCUUAGCGCUCGACACACCGGGCCAUGGUUACUCAUCCCGGAUUCCGCACGGUAUGUCCUACCAGCCGAUGAACGUGUUCUUCCUGCUCAACUUCAUCAUGGCCGAGUACGGUUGGCGGAAGAUUUCGCUGAUGGGCCACUCGAUGGGUUCGGUGUUGGUGUACGCGUACGCGGCCGUCUUUCCAACUCGCGUCGAUCUCGUUGUUUCACUGGACGCACUGAAACCACAGGUGCUCUCGGAUACCGUCAUCGUGUCGUUGAUGGCCGAGCUAACACCCGAGUUCGUUAAGGCGGAUCGUCGCAACCAAGACCGUACGGAACCACCGGCCUAUACCUAUGAAGAAGCGAUCGAUCGGUUGUACCACGGUGCCGUUAACUCAAUCACCCGCGAGGCUUGUCCGUUUCUACUGCAGCGAAACAUCCGUCGAUCGACCAAAUAUCCGGAUAAGUACUAUUUCUCGCGUGACAGUCGUCUCAAGUAUGGGCUCGGGUUUCUGUGGUCACAGGCGAUCAAUCUACGGUUAGCGCAGAACCUCACGAUGCCAUUCCUGUUCGUGAAGGCUUCGGAUUCACCGUACUGGGAGAAGAAACAGUAUUACGAUGAGGCGAUCGAGAUCCUGCGCCGUGAUAAUCCGCACUUUGAGCUGCAGCACGUCGAGGGUACACAUCAUGUUCAUCUGUCCAAUCCCGAGCGUGUUGCCCCGAUUGUGACCGAGUUUUUGCGUAAAUAUUGGCAAAAGGAUGACGAUGUUGCUAGUAAGCUGUAAAGAGCGAUCGGAUAAGAGUCCGAGCGACAUUUUGACGAUAUUCUUCUUUGUAUAUUUUGUAUCUUUCCUAAUUUAAAUAAAGCCCCGAACAUUGGUUGGU
Messenger RNA from Anopheles darlingi, 1196 nucleotides. RefSeq names its product probable serine hydrolase. Bases 116 to 1096 code for a protein of 326 amino acids. Lineage: Eukaryota; Metazoa; Arthropoda; Insecta; Diptera; Culicidae. The record is from RefSeq and is a predicted model, not a curated record. The transcript has 2 exons.